This is a messenger RNA of Eutrema salsugineum, 1118 nucleotides long. RefSeq lists its product as uncharacterized. Bases 93 to 920 code for a protein of 275 amino acids. The record is from RefSeq and is a predicted model, not a curated record. Lineage: Eukaryota; Viridiplantae; Streptophyta; Magnoliopsida; Brassicales; Brassicaceae. The transcript is spliced from 5 exons. Gene Ontology annotation, cellular component: chloroplast.
GGCGUUUCAAUACAUGUGAUGAAUCCGUUCACUAACGAUCCAGCAAUGCCACACCGCACCGGUACGAGUUCUGUAGUUUCAAAUUCGUCACAAUGGCCUCGCGUUUGUUAUCCACGACACUUAUCGGAUCACCGACGGGUUUAAGGGCGUUUCCGGCGAGAGCUGGGGUGAGAAAGGGGAGGGUUAGUUUCAGAGCUGUGAGCGAUAGCUCUCAAGGAUCCGUCGAUGGAACCAUUUACCAAGGUGUUUACGGUCCUUGGACCAUCGAGCAGUCCGAUGUCAAAGAGGUUAUCCUGUACAGAUCAGGACUGGUUACUGCUGCUGGAUCGUUUGUAGCCGCUUCUUCUGCUGCUUUUUUACCAGGAGACUCUUGGUUAAGUGAAGUAAUCAGGCAAAACCAUGACUUGUUCUACCUUGUUGGUGCUGGUGGUUUGGGCCUAUCGCUGUUUCUGAUUCACAUAUAUGUUACGGAGAUUAAGAGGACUCUUCAGGCUUUGUGGGCACUCGGUGUUGUUGGUUCGUUAGCCUCUUACGCAGCUCUUGCUCGACCAGCCAGUGAUAACUUGGUUCAUUAUGUCGUUGAUCACCCAAGUGCUGUUUGGUUUGUUGGCCCUCUUUUCGCUGCUCUCACGGGGCUCGUUUUCAAAGAAGGACUUUGUUAUGGAAAGCUAGAAGCUGGCCUUCUUACAUUCAUCAUACCUUCAGUUCUUCUCGGGCAUUUGAGUGGUCUGAUGAAUGAUGAGGCAAAACUGGUGUUGCUAGGAACAUGGAUGGCCCUUUUUGUAGUAUUUGCUGGAAGAAAAUUCACUCAGCCCAUAAAGGAUGAUAUUGGGGAUAAAUCUGUUUUCACGUUCAUGUCUCUUUCGGAAGAUGAGAAGAAGGCUUUAGUUGCAAAACUCGAGCAAGAAAGGUCCGGGUAAGAAGACCCAAAAUGAUAACGAAAAUGUUUUUAAGCAUCUUCAAGAAUAGGUAAAUAUCUUGUAUCCGUAGAAUUAUAUAUGUACACCUAUGAGCAGAGAUGCUACCAUAAACAGUUUGUAGAUUUGUGAUUGGUAGCCUUUAUCGCACCAUUACUAAAAAUGACAAUACAAAUGCUAUCAAAAUCAUCAUUUGCACAU